AUACAGUCAAGUACCAGCAAUCAAUACUGAUCUGCCACAUAGCAGACACAUUUCAACAAUAGUCACAUAACAACAAAUAUCUCAAAAUGUUGCCGAUACUACUAUUUGUCUCAGCCUUUGCUGUAAUUAAUUGUGAACCAGAAACUGUGCGUGAUAAUUUCGACUACUUCAGCUAUGGCUCUAAUGAUGACUUACUGAAGAAUUUGGACCUCCAUUUGCCAAAGGAUGAAAUAGUAUUGAGACCUCAAGAAGUGAAAGAUUGGCCCCAACAAUCUUUGAAUGUGGGACAAAUUACCGCCGUGUCAAUCAAUUCUCUGGGACAACCUGUGAUUUUUCACAGAGCGGAAAGAGUAUGGGAUGAAAGUACAUUUAAUGAAUCAAACGUCUACCAAAAUCUGGAUAAAGGACCUAUAAUCGAGGAUACCAUUCUGGUUCUUGAUCCCAACACUGGUUCAGUGCUUCAUAGUUGGGGUGCAUAUGCAUUCUACAUGCCACAUGGUUUAACCGUUGACCACCAUGACAAUGUAUGGGUGACUGAUGUAGCAAAACAUCAAGUAUUCAAGUAUAUACCCAACAACCACAAAUACCCAAGUUUGACGAUUGGUGAAGCCUUUACCGCUGGCUAUCCAUACAGGCGUCGAGUGCUUCUUUGCAUGCCUACAUCCGUAGCCGUCGCGACCACCGGGGAGAUAUUUGUAGCUGACGGCUAUUGUAAUAACCAGAUUCUAAAGUUCAAUGCUGCGGGAACAUUGUUGUUGGCGAUUCCAUCUUAUUCUGAUACUUUAACCCUGAAUCUUCCACACAGCGUAACUUUAUUGGAACAUUUAGACAUUGUAUGUGUGGCUGAUAGAGAGAAUAUGAGGAUUGUUUGCCCUAAGGCUGGAUUGAAGAGUUACAUUAAGAUUCUGGAGCCUGCAAUGGUCAUACAGGAUCCGACUUUGGGUCGCGUGUUUGCUGUCACGUCUCACGGUGAUACGAUCUAUGCAGUCAACGGGCCGACGGCUCAGAACAUCGCAGUCAGAGGAUUCACAGUGAAUGCAGUUUACGGAAAUAUUUUGGAUACUUGGGAGCCGAGCACUGGCUUCACCAACCCACAUUCGUUGGCUGUAACAAGGAACGGAUCUCAUCUGUACGUUACAGAGAUAGGACCAAACAAAAUCUGGAAGUUUGAAUUGACAGACGUAUAUGAUAAGAAGUAGAGUAAAUAUUCAUAGAAAAAUUCCAACCAAAUAGAGCUUUACGUAAUAUGAUAAUAGAGAAAUGCUUUUAUUAUGGAUGCGAAUCAAAUUCGCUUUGAAGGCCAAUUAAAAUGUUGGAAAUGUAAUUAUAUAAAUCAGUGACACGUAUAAAAUAAAUUAUUAUAGUACUAUAUCUGUUUGUAAUACAUAUAUAAAUUGUGGUAAACUAAAUUUUGAAUACGUAAUAGAGCCUGUUAAUAAAUUGCAAUUGUUUUAAAUUGAUAUUAGUCGAAAGUUUAUUAUAUCGUUAUCAAUUAAAUUACGGUAUCAGUUUUAAUUAAAUAAUUCCUAUUCAUCGUCUACAUACGUCAGAAACAUUAAAUAUCUUUGAUCUAUAUGCAGGCAUGCAUUAAAUAGAUAAACUUUUCAAUAUUUUAAAGAUUUGAUUAAGAGAUUUCAUAAAUACUUGUUUUGCACCUUCUGCAAACUGUAAGUAUAUAUAUGAAAUAAAUUGUUUAAUUCUUUGAGAUGCAAGUGAUAUAAAAAAAUUAUCACAACAGAUACAAAACGGUAUAAUAAAUUGAUAUAUUACUUAUACCUACAUUAAUAAAUAGUACUUUAUCUAAGAUAAAUAAGUCAUUAAAUUAUAUAAAGGUUCUUACCUUAUAGGCUUACGCUACCUUAAACAUCGUCCAUAAGAUGGGACUAAAUAUUGGAAGAAUGGUCCAAUAUAAUCACGCACACACUUUGGAGAAAUAUAUUCAUAAACAAAGGGGAGAUGUUUUAUUAGAACAAUAUUUCGUUAUUUUUUUUCCUAUUAGUUAAUUAUAUGAAUAGUAGCCAAUUAUUAACUAUUAGCUGUCAUGUAGUAAAUUCCGAAAUGACAACGACACUUGACAGUAAAAUUAACAUGAUUUAAUCGUACUAAGAUACUAUUUUCAUACAUUUAUUAUUAGUUCUAAAUUCUAAAAUGUAUAGUUGCAAGUAGUUGUGCAAUAUACUUAAAUAAAUAUGGACCAAAAAUUGAUUUGGUACGUUCUGGCAAAACCUCUUAGAACUCAUAUGAAUUCUGUAGAAAGCAAGAUAAUAAAAAUAUUAUUUAGUAA
Messenger RNA from Galleria mellonella (greater wax moth), 2284 nucleotides. RefSeq names its product peptidyl-alpha-hydroxyglycine alpha-amidating lyase 2-like. The coding region runs from base 87 to 1199 and encodes 370 amino acids. Gene Ontology annotation, cellular component: extracellular region. Gene Ontology annotation, molecular function: protein binding. The record is from RefSeq and is a predicted model, not a curated record. The transcript is spliced from 5 exons. Lineage: Eukaryota; Metazoa; Arthropoda; Insecta; Lepidoptera; Pyralidae.